This is a messenger RNA of Salvelinus sp. IW2-2015, 1407 nucleotides long. It is a transcript of the gene lg1h1orf50, whose product is annotated as linkage group 1 C1orf50 homolog. Lineage: Eukaryota; Metazoa; Chordata; Actinopteri; Salmoniformes; Salmonidae. The record is from RefSeq and is a predicted model, not a curated record.
ACACCCCCCUGCUGGCCAGUCAAACUUUCACAUAGCACAGUACACUGGUUACAAAACCUAUUACUGAGCUCAAGUUGCAACUGGUUAUUUCUGAGAGCAUUUUGCUAUAUUGUACACCAAAUUAGCUACAGUAAAGAAAAUGGACAGGACUGUUAGUCUCCCGAAUCAACCAGACAAAACAACCACAGUGCAGUUGGUGGAGAGCAGCAGCAUCCCCAAUGGGCUGGAACUAGUCAGCUCCUACCAGACCAACAGGGUGGGAGACCCCAUGGACCUGGUUGCUCUGGCAACACAAGUACAGAGGGGAGAUGACUUUGUCAGAGCCAACGCCUGCAACAGACUGACAGUCAUUGCUGAUCAAAUUAGAUACCUGCAGGAACAAGCCAGAAAGGUUUUAGAGGAUGCCAAGAAGGAUGCUGAGCUGCACCACGCUGCAUGUAAUGUAGUCAAGAAGCCAGGGAACAUGUAUUACCUGUACGAGCGGCCCUCCGGACAGAAAUACUUCUCUAUCCUCUCGCCUCAGGACUGGGGUACCGGCUGCCCUCACAAGCCUUGUGGUGCGUUCAAGCUUCAAUACGACAUGUCCUGGACCCCUAUAGAUGACGUGGCGAAGAAGGAUGCUGAAAUCGCCAUCAUGGACAAAAUCCUGAGCCAGCAGACAGCCCUGCCUCCUUGCUUAGAGCCCAACUUUGAGAACAUCUCAAAGUAGAGCUGCAACCUGGAACAGGACUGUUUUAAAGGGGCCACAUUGAGUGGCAUUAAAUGGUCUUAAUGGACAUACAGGGACAGAUUUAAUAGCUUGAGAAACAUAAGAUAACUUGGGGGAGGAAAAAAUGUGUAUUGUAACACACAAUUAAUUUUGUUUUUAUUCAUCUGGCACACACUUUUAGGCAAGCUCAGUAAAUCUGUUUUAAUGUGAAACUUUAGUCAUACAUAACUGUUUUGUGUGGAAUCCUUCAUUGUGUCAAAGACAGUUGAGUACAGUCUUCAAACUGCCCAAAUGGGAAAUAUCCCACGUAUAAUAGCAUUAGGAACCAAUUCAAGGUUCUAAAUACUUUCCAGUUUUGCACCAAAGGUCUUUCAAGGAAUGCAUUUGAUUUACUUCCUUAAAUUAAAGCAUAUUCCUUUUCACACAAUGGAUCAUUCUUGUUCUGCUACAUCACUCAAAUGACAUCUCUAAUAAUAGAUGUGUCCAUGUCUUAAUUCUAUUUUCAUGGGGGAACAGGCAACCUGUCCUGUAAUUGGGAGAGAAUKCAUUUUCUGUUUUUGGGACCUGCAAAAUGAUUGUACAGCUGUAAUAAAAUAUUUAGGUAUGGAAUGUUUCUGUGUUAAGCAUGAGGUUAACAAGCAGAAGUCAGUCACACAUUGACUUUAUUUAGAAGUUAAAUUAAAAUGAUUUCAAAAAUC